GCUGUCGGUAAUUCUUCUUUCUUUCUCUUAACUCCCACCUAAAUGUAGUCCACAAGUGCGUACCACGUUAAACUGCCAGACCGACGGUCCACUCCUCGCACAUACAGCGGAAGAGUGGGCGGCCUUGGAGAGGGCACUACGAGAGGUUUUUCAAAUAGCGGUCGGCGGCCUCGUUAAACCCGGCAGCGAGAAAGGAGGACGGUGGCCCCCUAUGCCUUCCACGCUGAGGCUUACGUGCAAAACGACUCCGUCUUGGUGAGCACUCCGGAAGGGGCGCUUCUGCUGUCCAACGCUCGACUAAGCAUGUGCGACUUCGCAGUAUCCCCGACAUGGUGACGUGUUGGAGUAGUGUUACAUGCAGCACUGCCGCCAGGGAGGCAGACUUCAGGGCUGAAGACGCACAACGAACGGCCGAAGCGCUCAUUUCGGUGAAGGACGCAGAAGCCGAUGUGCGCAUUCUCAACGACAACAUCGCCUUUUUGCAAAAAGGAACUCGACUGCGAGCUUGGGCGCGGCACCGAGCUGACGGCCAUGCGGAAUCAGCUCCUCGGUGA
This is a messenger RNA of Leptomonas pyrrhocoris, 554 nucleotides long. RefSeq lists its product as hypothetical. The transcript has a single exon. Lineage: Eukaryota; Euglenozoa; Kinetoplastea; Trypanosomatida; Trypanosomatidae. Bases 330 to 554 code for a protein of 74 amino acids. The record is from RefSeq and is a predicted model, not a curated record.